Diutina rugosa is the source of this 492-nucleotide messenger RNA. RefSeq lists its product as uncharacterized. The transcript has a single exon. Lineage: Eukaryota; Fungi; Ascomycota; Pichiomycetes; Serinales; Debaryomycetaceae. Bases 1 to 492 code for a protein of 163 amino acids. The record is from RefSeq and is a predicted model, not a curated record.
AUGGAUGAAGCGCUCGAGUCCCCAACAUCCACGCCCGUGAUGGACGACGAUCACGAUGAGCGCCGCCCGCUUCUUCUGCGAUUCCCCUACAGUCUCGUGAUGAAAGUAUCGCUGAGUGAGCCCCGUGAUGUCCUUCAAACGGAGCGGACGACGUUGACGUUUGUGCGGUUUGCUACCACCCUCUUCUUCACCGCCAUGGGGAUGAUUCUCAAUUUCCGCAUCAAUUCCUCCGGUAACCCGUCUCUGGGAUACCGCCACCCGUUUUCCGAGUGGAGUUCGACGAUCAUUCUGUUUGUUCUCAUCGUGUUAGCGUUGUUUACUUUAAUUCUUCUGGGGGUCAAUUAUAUGUUCUCCAUUCGACGCUAUGCUGACCAUAAGAUCCACACUCACGGUUUCAGUAAUAAGCUGACGGCAGUGUGUUUCACCGCAGUGGUAUUAGCGCUUGCUGCUAUCUGUGUUCUAUUUAUUAUCGAAGGGUACGUGCUGAAAUAG